AUGGUGUGGACGACACUUCUGCCGUUCACCUUACCCCUUUCCAUAGCGACCUCGCAGCUGUCUUCACGAGGAGUGUGUAACACAAGUACCGAAUGGCAGGCCACAGCCACCGCUUACCUAGGUGCAAACACUGAUACCAAACUGCGCGACUGGUGGGCGGAAAUAUCAGCGCGUCAGCAUUCCGCUUUCACCACCGAGUUAGGGAAGGCAUUUGGAUCACAUGUCCCGUACCAAUGUGGCUUGACGGACGACAGUGGUUGUAUCUACGCAGGAUGUAGUGAUUUCGAAGAUAAUGGCGAUCCGGUUUGGGCAUAUAUGUCGCAAAUCUCUAUGGUCAACUUGCACAUUCUGUUUAAAGCUAUUGAGGUAACCUACGAAGUGUUGGAUCGAGAGACAGAAGGUAUAACAAAAGGCCAAUUAGACUUCACCGAUCGAGUGGAUAAGAUGGUCUUGACAUUCUUCCCAUGGGAAGAACCCGACUUCGUUCCCGAAGAUGCUCUGAUAUGGAUGACGGGUAUCGUUGGCCUUGCUGGGGCGGUCGCACCCAUCUUGGCUGCUUCAUCCAUGGCUGCAAAGAGGGGUGAGGCUGCAGUUGCUGCCGGGGCUGGAGGUUUCGCGGCUCUCGCUGGUGCUGGACUCAGCCAGAUAAGCAACGAGAUUAAGCCUGACUCCAUUACAGGAUUUGCCAGCAUUGCCACGUUCAAAGAUUUCGCAGCUGAUUAUGGCGAAGCGUUGCGCUCUACCCUCGACAGCUGGUCAAACACCACAUUUAACGGCGACAGAGACGCGUCGAACUACACGUUCCUUGAUUACUUUAGAGGUGGUGCCAUGGUCGACCACUCCUUCCUCCCCUCCGCCUCCCAAAUCGAAUCCUUCUACAGGAAACAACUCUUCUCCAUUAUCAUCAACGCUCAAUGGCGCAAGCGGAAAAUCUGGACAACCUUCCACGCGACCAACGAUACGGUCGACGCCUCCGGCCCGAACGCCACGCGGUAUUACUCUCCCUCCGACGGAGGCGUCUACUACACCUACUCCUACCACGAAUCCGGCAUCCUCAAAGGGAACCUUGAAAGCCCCUCUGGUCUCGAACACCUCAACGAUACACCUUGGGACAUCUCCGGCAUAGACAUAUCGAAGUCCUCCGCCGCCUCCUUCCAAACUGCACGCUUCAACUUCACAGAAGCAAUGGCGCAUGACGCCCUCGCCGAUGCAAUUGCAUCGAACGGCACGCUGUCCCCCUGGUCCGACGGCGCAGGCUGGGUUGGCACAUGGACGCUCCCCGUGUGCCGCUUUCCUGCAGGAUACAAUUGGAAUAGCCAGUACCUGAACACCUCCUCGCGGUACGGCAUGCUACCUUGCUGUUGCGGCACCAAUUGCUCCGACACAAAAGACUUUGUGAAAGCUGCGAACCUCGUGGGCUUUCAGACGCUGCUACUAUGGAUACGGGAAGAAGAAGGGACCGGCUAG
Didymosphaeria variabile is the source of this 1467-nucleotide messenger RNA. RefSeq lists its product as uncharacterized. The transcript has 6 exons. The coding region runs from base 1 to 1467 and encodes 488 amino acids. Lineage: Eukaryota; Fungi; Ascomycota; Dothideomycetes; Pleosporales; Didymosphaeriaceae. The record is from RefSeq and is a predicted model, not a curated record.